AUGUUACCCGAAGCUCCUCUACAAUCUCAGAGAUGUGGCGGCGGCUCCAUACGGAGAGUACUGGCGGCAGUUGAAAAGUAUAUGCGUCCUUCAGCUGUUGAACAAGCCACAAGGAUUUCAUUUGGGAGGAAGUAUGAUGAUGGAGAGAAUGGGAGGAGAUUCAGACAUCUAGUGAAAGAUUUUUUGCGAUUGUUAGGAACGAUGAACAUCGAAGAUUUUCUUACCGUUGCUCGGUUGGAUAUUCACAAGGUGAACGGUACGUUUAGCGACAUAACUAGGGUGGCCAAGGAGAUGGACGAGUUCUUAGAUGAGAUAAUCGAAAAGAAGAUGAAAGAAAAUGGAGAGAGGAAUCAAGAAGCUGGUGUAUUCAUUGACAGAGAUAGCGUGAAAGCCAUAAUCUUGGAUAUAUUCUUAGGUGGAACAAAUACAACAUCUAUCAUUUUAGAAUGGGCGAUGACAGAAUUACUGAGGCACCCGGAAAACAUGAAAGAGUUGGUGACAGAGGUGAGAAAAAUUGCUAAUGGAAAAACUAUGAUAACAGAAGAAGAUAUACAAAACAUGCCUUACUUUAGAGCAUUCAUUAAAGAAACUCUAAGAUAUCACACUCCAUUCCACUCCUCCCCUUACGAUUAG
Messenger RNA from Impatiens glandulifera, 633 nucleotides. RefSeq names its product cytochrome P450 71A8-like. The record is from RefSeq and is a predicted model, not a curated record. The transcript is spliced from 4 exons. Bases 1 to 633 code for a protein of 210 amino acids. NCBI's taxonomy places the organism in Eukaryota, Viridiplantae, Streptophyta, Magnoliopsida, Ericales, Balsaminaceae. Gene Ontology annotation, molecular function: oxidoreductase activity, acting on paired donors, with incorporation or reduction of molecular oxygen; monooxygenase activity; heme binding.